AUGUCAGAGUCGGUGUUUGUGGGACUGUGCCACAUAGUGGGAACAUCACAACAGGUGGCCAGUAUUAGAGAUGCUAUGGGCAUCACGGAUAUUUUGACAAAUCAAGUCAAUCAUUCAUACCCUAGAAUGAUAAGUGGAAGCCGUGGAGAAGGAUUCAGACUAGAUGGAUCAGAUAUAGACAUCAUGUACUGGGAAAAUAACAAACGAGUCAUCUGGGACUUAUCUCAGAUACAGUAUUACAACAGAAACAUAUACACAUUAAUUCUUUGUGACAGUUCCGAAAGCCCUCCAGGAUUCUCUUUACUUCAGCUUUUGAUUACACGCGUACGCAGCAUAAGAACAUCGUUAUGCACUAUAGAAGUAACAAAUAGUAUAUCUACAGCACUUUUCGAAAGGAAUAAUAGUCUUUUUAUAUCUAGUUCUCUAUGUAGAGAAACACAGCGUCCAUUAUUUCCACCUGGCUUUAUUCCACAUGGACCCUGCGUCAGUGGAAUUAGUUCUGGAUUAGAAAGAGAAUUUGCCUUCUGUUUUGCCUCUGACUUUUGGCCUCCAUCCGCAGCCUCUUGGAUAGACAGAUGUCACUCAUGGCCCCAGCCAAAUGUUGUGUGCGACAUAAUCAGAAGUGGAUGCCACUUUGUAGCAAUUGGACAUAAACUAAGCAAUUUUGAAGACCAUGAAUGGAGAAUUUCUUUUUCACGGGCAGAACAGAUACUUGUGCAUUCAAUGAACCACACUCAGUUCUUAACUUAUGGAUUACUAAAAUUGAUUCUAAAGGAAGUCAUUAGCAAUGGAUUAGAAGAAGAGGAUAAACUACUAUGUUCCUACCACAUGAAGACAGCCGUUUUCUGGGUGAUUCAACGAAACAAUAUACCUCAGUGGUGUCCAGAAAAUCUCCUGUUGUGUGUUUGGAAUUGCUUCAAACUAAUCCUUAAAUGGGUCUAUGAAGACGUUUCCCCUAACUUUUUCAUUCCACAAAACAAUAUGUUUCUGAGUAGAAUCCAUGGUGAUAAGCAAAACCAAUUGUUCAUUAGGCUACAUGCGUUGUAUGAGAAGGGUUUAAUAUCACUGCUACACGGUCCCUCCAUCUGGCCCUAUGUUUUGAUAGUUCUCUAUAACCCAAGACUCUCCAUUUGUACAGAUGAAGACAACUUAUUAUUUCAAUAUGUAUUUGAUUCCGACCUAUUUUCUUGUACAAAUUGUAAAACUUUAAUAGGAAUAGAAACUCUGUUUCACUGUAUGAAAUGCCUACGAGCUGUAGAACAGUUAAUGAAUACACCUUUGACACCAUAUCAUGUUGUCAUCUUACAGAAACACACAACAUUCAUCUUCCACGAAAUUGCCUUUAUAUUGAGUAACAUAUACAUCAACACGUGUCGAAACAAAAUGGUGUAUAUUGCUGUCAGAAUAUCCGAUCGCAUACUGAAAUUAACAGGCAAGUUUGGUUGCACUUCUGAUAUGGUGUACAUGGCCAUGUAUUACUACAAGACAAUGAGAUUUGUGGACGCAUUACUUGUUACGGAAAUGACAAAAGUCGUACAGUUAUACAAAGCGAAUCUACUUUUGUCUACAGAUAUGUACACCGAAGCAUUUAGAGGGUUGUCCUUAACUUCAAAAAUGAGGAUCUUUACAAAUAGGAAUAUCUUCCUCAACAAUAAUGUCCGUUAUAUCAAUGAACUAUUACCUGAACAACAGUGUAGUAGACAGGAGAGACAAGGUCUAAUGGAUAUACCUACACUCGUACUCUUGUAUAUGCUGGAGAUCUUGUGUUACCGUCAUGUUGAUGCGACAAAAGUACAAACCGCUCUAUUUUUUCUCCAGCAACUAGUCCAACAUCCUCAGAGGAUUUUCCUACCGGAACGUCAAGAGGACAUAUCAUGGCAGAUCCUUGGGAUAUGUUACCAGGUCACAGGGAAUCCUCAAUCGGCUCUAUACGCGUAUCAACAGUCACUUUCAAAAGUACCAUUUAGUAAAAUAGAAAAGGCUUCACUUUUGAGAAUACAGAGUAUCCUUCAGUGA
Messenger RNA from Saccostrea cuccullata (small rock oyster), 2016 nucleotides. RefSeq lists its product as uncharacterized. The record is from RefSeq and is a predicted model, not a curated record. Bases 1 to 2016 code for a protein of 671 amino acids. The transcript has a single exon. Lineage: Eukaryota; Metazoa; Mollusca; Bivalvia; Ostreida; Ostreidae.